Molecule: messenger RNA, 3559 nt
Organism: Chara braunii
Lineage: Eukaryota; Viridiplantae; Streptophyta; Charophyceae; Charales; Characeae
Source: the annotation of a GenBank genome assembly
GGAGGUUCGGAGUGGGUGGGAGAGUAGGUGGGUUAGGAAGGGGGAAAGCAGAGCAGAUGGCUUUUCACGGUUGAUAAGCCGGAAGGAGAUGGCGCCAGAAACGUUGGAGGUCGCCGCCUUGGUAUCGCCGAUUCGCCGACCGGUCGCGCAGGGUGAUUUUUGCCCCAUUCUGACAUCUUCUCUUUCCUCUCCUCCUCCUCCUCCUCCUCCUCCUCCAUUCUCUCGUCCACUCAGCUGGCUUUCUAGCCUACCCAUCGCGUCUACGCAAUCAACGCGAACGACCGGUCGUUCCUGCGGUGAAGCGCAUGGGGUUGGCGGGAUUAUACUUGGAGAUAAACGAGUGACCGUCGGAUCUCUGGUUCUCGUUCUGUUACUCUUCUCCCGGCUACUUCAUCUUCUCUUGGCCGGGGUCGGGACACCUGGACCGUCUCCUGCGUCGCAGUAUGACGUGGCAGUAAAGGACAGCUCGGCGGAUUUCAAUGAUGGCGGCAGAGUGGCGCGCUGUCCGUGUAUCUCGAGACUUAGCGAAUGUGAAUGGGUGGCGGGAAGCUGUGCGCAUGGGGGCGGGGAUGGCGCGGAGGAAGCGGAAGUAGAGCGCAAGGGGGAGGAGGAGGAGAAGGCGCAGGAGGAGGGAGAGGAGAGGGGUACGGUGGUGGUGGCGGCUUCGCAGGACGACGAGAACAAUACGUUGAAUGUGGACGAUGGGAAGGCUUGGUGCUGGCGUGCUGACGUGGAGGCUUCCUGCGGCUUUCGGCUAUGGACUCGGCUCGAGGCUAUGCGGUUAUUGCGUGACACGUGGAUUGUGUUUGCGGGGGAUUCGCAAAUAAGAUUUCUCCUGAGGGCUUUUCUGCAACUGCUGCUGCCAUCCGUGGAGGAAUUGGAGCCUCAACUUUUUAAACGGCAUUCAAAUUUUUAUUAUGAAAUCAAGGAGAGCAACAUAAGGCUGACAUUUCUGUGGGCACCUUAUGUCCAAGAUGUCAUAGAGCAGCUGGACUCAGUAUGGUUGAAUGUGACGUCCCCACAGAUCCUUGCCCUGGGUGCGAGUAUCUGGCACAUGCUCCACGUCAGCAACGUGACCGGGUACCAACUUUCUUUGAAUGAUUUAGGGAGGAAGCUGGCAGCGUGGUACUCUUCUGAGAGUGGUGGUCGACAACAAGACUCACAGCCAGGAAGGGGAGUGGAACCACAGGCCGUUUCUGACUAUGGCAGGGCAAAUGAAGAGGAGGCUGAUGAGAAUCUUAACCAGGAACUUGACAAGGAUCGUAGCCAAGCAGCCGCAACUCCCUUAUUUUUCUGGCUGAAUAACCCAAAGCUAGUCAGCUCAUUGUUUAACACUGAGGAAAAAAAGGUGAAACUCACGAAGGAGCUGCAUGGGGCUUAUGAUAGAGCAUUGAUGAGGAGCCCAGUGCUUCUGCCCAAAGGACCAUGUAUUCUGCUGGACUAUCUGCAGGUGUCAACUGACUGUGGGGAGAACUGCACAACAGACGGAAUUCAUUAUAAUAAUGCCACGUACCAUGGAUUGGCCCAGAUGGUACUGAACGCGUUCGAGGUAUCACAGGGUGACAAAGGCGCAUUGUAGUCGAGGAAAGGCGAUAUGGUGUGGACCACCACAAGAUUCUCAUGGUGUCAGCAGCAGUUUCCAUUGAUCAAUGUGUAGACGAUGUACAGCGGUCAUGUGACAUGACCUGGUAAACUUAUCAAUGGGUUACUAUUUUGUUCGAUUGUAGUGCUGCUCUAGUCCGCGAAGAGAGGCAUGAGAGGUGGGUGUUGCGGGAGAUAGGUAAUUGGAGUGCUGCUCUCAUCUUCAAAGAGAGGCGUGAGAGGUGAAAGCUGCGUGUGGUGGGGACCACCACGAUAUUUAUCGGUAGUCGAUUGUGGUGUUCACAACUGUACACGUGGGUGUUGUGGGAGAUAGGUAAGUGGAGUGCUGCUCUCGUGAGACCUGUGGUGACCUGCCUGUGGUGGGGACCGCCACAAUAACUAUCGGUAGUCGACUGUGGUGUUCGCAACUGCAGCUCUUAAAUUGUUAGGUGAGGUUGUUUGAUGCCAAGGACCACCAUUAGACAGUUCAGUGUCCAUAGCUCCUCAGAAGACGUUUACUUCAACUUUCUCGCUGUUUCGAUUUUGAUGCCUGCUUUUAUGCAAAAGCUGUGAUUGAGGUCGCAGUGGAGGCAUAUGCUUCUGCACCAGCGCUGGGAAAUCCCAGCAAGGUGCUUUGCUGCUGCUGUUGCUAUUCGCGUUUCGAUUGAUUUGAUGAAAAAUUAUGAUGUGAGCCGCCCAUUGUGUCAUCUUGUUCUCAGCAUCGUUCGUUUUGUUGGCUCGUCACGACAAAGUCCCUCGUGGCGGUUUGGUAUUUUAUUUCCUCUCUCAACUCUUCGAUAGCAGUCAGCCACUGGCUAGUCACGACAAAGUCGCUCAUGGCGGUUUGGUAUUUUAUUUCCUCUCUCAACUCUUCGAUAGCAGUCAGCCACUCAUCCAUAAAUCUUAUGGUGUCAGCAGUUUCCUAUUUUUUUUUUAUUUUGUUGUAGGUGUCAGCAGUUUCCAUUUUUUUUUUUCUAAGUGUCAGCAGGUUCUCCACUGUAGGUUGUUGUUGUCAGGCUUUCGCUGGCUGUUUAGAAAGUUAAAAAAUAUUUAAAAACUGCAAAGCUGCAGGUGGCUCUUUCUUCCUCUCUGCUUCUUUCGAUUGAAAGUCGAAAGUCUUUCUUCCUUUAUUAUUAAGUGGUUAUUUAACUUUUAAAAGAAAGGUGUUAACGUAUUUUUAUUCUGUCAGUGUUUUCGCCGUGUUGUACAUUUCCACACUUGCUGGUCGGCACCAACUCCGCAAUAGCUGGUUCGGGAAAACAUUGCCCAAGUGGCUGCGAUGCGUCCAUCCCCUUGUCCUCCGUCAUCGUCCUCUAUCGUUACGUGGACAGCUAUUCUGCGGCAGCGCUUUAGCUGUUAGCAUGUUUCGCACUUGUGGCGGUAUUUUUYAUAUCCUAGUCGUCUUGGGAAAUUUUUAUGGUUUUUUUUUUUUUUUCUUCGGUCUCUUUGCUUACCUAUGAGAAAGUGUCUCACUGCGGUUAUCUCAUAUGUCAUGGCUGCAUGCCACAACCACACCUCUUCUCCAUCUUCCUCAACGAUUUACCCAUGUGAUGCCCGAACUCACCCCUUCCCGCUCCCCUCCCCCCCUUUCCCCCCCCCAUCUCAUGCUCAUCUCACUGACCUCCCAACUUUGCCUGUUGAAGAUCUGGAACCCUAGUUGAAUAGACUCAUCUAGCCUGUUGAAGAGAUGAUUGCAAUGAGCCGCCACGCCUUCUGCCAGGUAGUAGAUGGAGUGAAGGUUGCUUGCUUGAAAGCUGGGAUUCUCCCAUGGAUUUUUUUGAUGUGCAACUGUGCAGCUGUGCUCAUAGCCCUGCAUGCGUUAUCAUUGAAGUGUUUUUUUUUUAACCAUGUAUUAAUUACAUGUUUGGUUUUUUAUAUGGUCGGUUCUUUAUAUGUUUGGUUCUCUAUACAUUCAGUUCUUCAUAUGUUCGGUUCUUUAAACGUUCGGUUUUUGAAGUUGAGAUCGCAAUUUCACCGA